This is a messenger RNA of Myxozyma melibiosi, 1706 nucleotides long. Its product is annotated as armadillo-type protein. The record is from RefSeq and is a predicted model, not a curated record. Gene Ontology annotation, molecular function: small GTPase binding; actin binding. The transcript has 4 exons. Bases 39 to 1661 code for a protein of 540 amino acids. Gene Ontology annotation, biological process: actin cytoskeleton organization. Lineage: Eukaryota; Fungi; Ascomycota; Lipomycetes; Lipomycetales; Lipomycetaceae.
GAAAGAGCACAGCAGAAAGAGCACAGCAGAAAGAGAAUAUGGCGGACAAGGAAAACAGUAAACUUGCUAUCACUCCUACCAAAGCAUCUUGCUUUCAGCUGCCGAGCCUGCCGCCGUCCGCGGCACCGCGUGCGCCUAUCCAAUAUGUUGAUCUGGCCUCUCUACCUGAAGACUUGCUCGCUCGCCAUCCCCACGCCAGAGAGCAGGACGAUAUCUUUUCUGAGCACACUCCAGAUAUCGAUACUGGGCGAGUCUCUGGCCUUCAGAUGGCACUAGCUGAAGGCCGAACGACUUAUCUUAGUCGGAAAUUCGAGUCGCUCUUGGACGACAGAGAAGUCUCCCCAUCUAAAAGACCUCAGCUGAGAAACUUGAACAAGCGCUUAAGAGCAAGUCUUGUGGUCAACGGCGCUGUCGCGCAUCGCGUGAGCGCCGUCUCUCCCUCUCCAGUACGGCCACAGACCCGGCGCCGUCAAUCGAGCCCGUCGGGUCUUCCCCGUCUACUAAAAGGCUUUCGCAGGAGGAAAUCGUCUACCACGACGGAGAAUAUGAAACUUGUGACGCCAAAAGACUUUGUUGACUACUUGAAUUCUAGAACCUCGUCGUCAGACUCCACGUUUGCUUUGAGCGCAAUACGCGAACUCCGAAUCAACCUGCGCGGAGAAAGUAUCAACUGGCUCAACCGGUUCUUAGACAUUGGCGGCAUCGACGAAAUUUCAAGAGCUCUAUCUACUAUCACAUCUAUGGAGUGGAGAGAGUGCACGGAUGACUACUUGUUUCACGAGUUCAUGCUCUGCCUUCGGACAAUAUAUCCACAUGACUGCUAUAUCCCCCUUCUGUUCCCCUCGCUGAUCAAAUUUCUGUUUUCGGACUGGCAACCAUUCGAUUUCGCAGAUCGAGAGUGUAUCCUAAGCCUACUAAUAGCCUACCUCCGAACCUCUCCAUCCAACCAGCGCGCUUUCCGUACCCGUGCGAUUCUCUCGUAUUUAGAAGACACGCAUGCCGCUACAAACGAGCUGCAGCCAGAGUUCAUCGAGCUCUCUCACAGCCCGCGGCCGUACCAGAAAUGGUCUUGCGAGUGCCUUGAUGUCGUUCGCGACGUGUUCUGGAUCUUUAAGCAUCCGUCUGGAGUCCAUAUCCGUCUGUCGCCAAACAGAUAUAGAUUACUAGACGACAUCUUCAGCGAUCAGACGUCAGAUCAACAGCUCAGACCCAAAAAUCUGUGUCGGUCGAAGGUACUAGAUAUCGAAAUCGCAGCAACGGACUACUUGGCCAGCCACAUCGAGCUCAUGAACCUCCUCCUUUGUUCCUUACCUGGCACAUUCGAGCGUCUCGAGCUGCGGAACCAAUUAAAACUAGCCGGCUUCGAAACCCUGAUUGGCAAGCACCUGCGCAACGUCGCAAACUCAUCAAAGUACUCAAGACGGCUAGGCGCGAACCUUGAGAUCCUCGUCACUUACGCGUUUUAUGAUAACUGGGACACCACGUUCAUGAGAUGUGGUAUGCAACGCAGCGGCGGCGGCGGGAUUGGUAGGAUGCGCGGGUCGCGCGUCGAGAGAGUCGAGCCUUUGAAGAGCGAGAGCGAGUUUAUUGCUGAAGUUCCGGCGGCUAUGAGUGUUUGUAGUGACGAAAUCUUUAGUGAAGCAGAUAUGCAGUAUGCGUAGCGCGUUUUCUCGUUUAGUGAUUAUACUAGAAUAUAUAUAUUUACA